UUAUUAACUUGCCCACUCAGCAUUGACAACGUUCCACUUUCAAACGCUCUGCUGCAAUGAGGAAGACGUCGUACGCGGCGACCUUCGUAGCUGUUAUUAUUAUUCCUUGUCAUCGGGUUUCCCAGAACAUAUUGUCUGCCCGUCUCCCGGACUGGCUUAUUGCUAAAUAUGACAUCAUGAACGUCCAAGUCACUGUUCGCUAUGGGUUGAUGGAACGAUGCGAGCGUUCCUGUGGACAUCUGGAGUACACCGACUAUGAAUGCCGUCCGUUUCCGCUUAGCGUGAAGGAUAAAUGUGAUGGCGAAAACCGCAUGUUCUGUGCUCUGUGGACCUCAGCUCAAUACUUCACCGAGCUUGGCAUCGGUUUUGCAGCGAUGGGUCUGGUGGCGUUGCUCAUUGGCGUAAGCACGCACUCCAGGAGGAGAAGGGUUUGGAGAGCUGUGGCUGGACUAGUUAUACUACAUGCUGUGUUUCAACUUGUAACGUUUAUCCUUGUCACCGAGCUAUACCGCAAGGAGCGUUUCCCAGCCUUUGAACACGCCAGACCCGGUGUUGGCUACGUCUUAAACGCCGUUUCUUGGGUGUCUGGUUUUGCCGUGGGGGCUGGCGUCAUUGUAACUGGUGUAGCUGCAGACCGCGGCCAUAAGUGGGCUGCUGGCAACAGAGCAUACCGACCCAUUGAAGGUUGCUGAAAUAUAGUGUAGAUACAAAAUUCAUUUUCUCUCCGCGAGUCACGCUUGGAAUAUGACAGGGCUCCGUUUCAAUCCUGCUUGUACCAUAUCUUAGAUACCCUUACACUUACUGUAUGCGCGGUUUUUUCAACUUUGUGGACAUUCAAAUAUUCACCUCACACGUAUUCGUCAAGACAUGGU
Molecule: messenger RNA, 872 nt
Organism: Suillus paluster
Lineage: Eukaryota; Fungi; Basidiomycota; Agaricomycetes; Boletales; Suillaceae
Exons: 6
Coding region: 57-692 (211 amino acids)
Source: RefSeq, a predicted model, not a curated record